UUGCAGAUUUGUGAAACUCUACAGCUAGAUAAUCGACCCGAAUAUCGACGGGCAUGGCUGCAACCUGAUCCUGGAAAUCUUCCUCGGGCAAUUUGUUUGGAGAAGAAUCAGAUGAGCUCACGAUUACUGUCCGUUCGAAAUGCAAAUUUACUGCUGAAGUUACCAGCGCGAUCCGAUACUAAGCCCGUCAUCCAAAAAGACGAAAUUGUUGAUGCGCUUGUUAUUCGUCACUUAUAG
Gongylonema pulchrum is the source of this 237-nucleotide messenger RNA. Lineage: Eukaryota; Metazoa; Nematoda; Chromadorea; Rhabditida; Gongylonematidae. The record is from the annotation of a GenBank genome assembly.